ACUGCAAUUAAAUCUCUCCUUACGCCUCAAACAGCUUCGUAAAACCACCAGCAGUUUUCCGACCAAACCACCAAACCCAUUAAUUGCCUACCGAUAGAAUUCAAGGAUCUCCUAUUUUUCAUCGAAAAUAUGUAUAUCUAGAUAGAGACUAGCGAGUGAGACAAAGAUGGAUGGAUAGAGAUGAAGCUAACAAAGGAACAAUAGCAUAUAGGAAGAUAAAAAGUUAUUUGAUUCUUCUUGAGUUCACACAGACAGCCCUAAAAAGAUCUUCCAGAAAAUUCAAAGAAAAAAAGAGCAAAAAUGUACCAGCCAGACAUGUUAGUACCAGUGGAUACGAACAAAAAUGGAGAUGACGAUAACAACGAAAACAACAACAACAACGAAAACAACAACAACAACAUGGAUGGUCAGGGUGACACCAGUUUUGGAGAUGAGGAAUUCGACAGUACGAAUACAAGUGAGACUCAAGAAGAUGGAAGCGAACAAGAUCCUCGUUCUAAUAAGAGAAAACGAUAUCAUCGUCACACUCAACAUCAAAUCCAGGAGAUGGAAGCUUUCUUCAAAGAGUGUCCUCAUCCAGAUGAUAAGCAGAGGAAAGAACUUAGUCGUCAAUUGGGAUUAGACCAUCUUCAGAUCAAAUUCUGGUUCCAGAACAAACGCACCCAAAAUAAGAAUCAUCUAGAACGCCAUGAGAACUCACAACUUCGGUCGGAGAACAAUAGGCUUAGAAACGAAAACCACCAAUACCGAGAAGCUAUUGCUAAUGCCUUAUGUCCUAAGUGUGGAGGUCACACUGCAAUUGGUGAAAUGUCUUUCGAAGAACAUCAUCUUCGCCUCGAAAAUGCUGGGUUAGCCCAAGAGAUCCAGCAAUUAUCUGCCGUGGCGACCAAGUAUGCAGGCAGACCUAGGUAUGCUCUCAUGGCUCCUCCUGUUCCAGCUCGACCAUCCGAGCCCGGGAUGGCAACUAAUGGUAGACAAGUGCAUGAAAGUAUCCAAAACCACUUGAGGUCAAUCAUUGGAGUGAAAGAUGCCGAUAAGCCAUUGAUCAUAGAGUUAGCAUUUAGAGCCAUGGAUGAGCUAAUUGCGAUGGCUCAAGUAGGUGAACCACUAUGGAAAGGAGGAGUUAAUGGCACGAGCUUAGCUUUGGACUUGGAUGAAUACACAAGAACAUUCCAAAACGGACUAGGCCCUAGACUCAACGGGUUUAGAACCGAGGCAUCGAGGGAAACCGCAGUCGUGUACAUGAAUCAUAUGAACAUUGUCAAGAGGCUCAUGGAUGUGAAUCUAUGGUCGACCAUGUUUGCUGGAAUGGUUGCUAGAGCCAUGACUCAUGAAGUUUUAUACGCUGGAGUCAACGGAACCUUUGACGGAACUCUCCAUCUGAUGACUGUUGAAUACCAAAUUCUUUCGCCGUUAGUCUCAACCCGUGAAAGCUACUUCUUACGCUACUGUAGACAGCAAGGAGAGGGUUUAUGGGCAGUGGUCGAUGUUUCCAUUGACCAUCUCAUUCCAAACCUCGAACUCAGAUGUCGUCGUCGACCAUCUGGAUGUCUGAUUCAACAAAUCCAAAAUGGAUUCUCCAAGGUUACAUGGGUUGAGCAUGUGGAGCUAGAUGACAGAGGAGCAAUAAUUCACAACUUGUAUAAGCAGUAUAUCAGUUCUGGUCAAGCUUUAGCUGCUAACCGUUGGGUUACAACAUUGGACCGCCAGUCCGAGCGGUUAGCCUGCAUGAUGGCUACAAACAUUCCAUCUAUUGAACCGGGUGGUCUACUAACGUUAACGAACCAAUCAAAGCACAACAUUCUGAAAUUAGCUGAGAGGAUGGGGAGGAGUUUCUUCUCUGGAGUGACUGCUUCGACUGCAGAUUUGUGGUGUAAUUUGUCUGGUUAUGCAGGAGAUAGUAUCAGACUGAUGACUAGGACGAGCGUGAAUGAUCCAGGAAGGCCUCCCGGUGUCAUUCUCUGUGCAGCUACUUCCUUUUGGGUCCCGGUUCCUCCUAGCACUGUCUUUGACUUCCUCAGAGACGAGAACACUCGAAUCCAUUGGGAUGUUCUCUCCAGUGCCGGUAAUGUGCAGAAGCUGUCACAGAUUGCAAAUGGGAGAGACAGUAGGAACUGUGUAUCUAUACUCCAGGGGCCAAAAACUAUAGAGAAAAAUAUGAUAAUAGUUCAAGAGACCUCCACUGAUCCAGCAGCUUCGUUUGUGAUAUCUGCGCCUAUUGAUGUAUCAGCGAUGGAUCUUGUUUUCAAGGGAGGUGACUCUGACUAUGUGCCUAUGCUUCCUUCGGGUUUUGCUAUUCUUCCUGAUGGUAUGGCUCGUCCUGGAAGAGAAGGAGGGUCACUCCUGAGCGUUGCCUUUCAGAUUCUUGUCGAAUCUGUUCAUUCAGCUAAGCUGACUUUUAGCUCUGUUGCAACCAUUGAGAAUCUGGUUUUAUCAACCGUGCACAAGGUCAAAUCUUACUUUCAUCUUCAGACUGCUUCAACCACCAUCAUUAGGAAUGAAAGCUAAAGUGGAUGCAGAGGAGUGAAUCAAGGAAGAAAGUGAGAGACUUUGUUUUAUUGUUUUUUUUAGUUUUUAAGUGGUAUUGGAAAACUUCAAAAGAGGAGGAGUCAAGGAACGAACCUCACAGGAAACCAUUGUGUUUGACUAGUGUCAGAUUUUGGUCUGCCUAGUUUUUUUCCAAUGGUUUUCAUGAGGUUCAGGAAUUGACUUUCUUAUGAACUUUUUUUUAUUUCAGUUUAAGUAUUUUGUUUGUUGGAACCUCAUCAGGAUAUUGAGUUCUGUUUUUUCUCCAUUUAUGUUUCAAAUUU
This is a messenger RNA of Eutrema salsugineum, 2810 nucleotides long. Its product is annotated as homeobox-leucine zipper protein HDG2. Gene Ontology annotation, molecular function: DNA binding; lipid binding; DNA-binding transcription factor activity, RNA polymerase II-specific. The record is from RefSeq and is a predicted model, not a curated record. The transcript has 13 exons. Gene Ontology annotation, biological process: regulation of DNA-templated transcription. NCBI's taxonomy places the organism in Eukaryota, Viridiplantae, Streptophyta, Magnoliopsida, Brassicales, Brassicaceae. The coding region runs from base 301 to 2508 and encodes 735 amino acids.